GCGACAGUAAAAUUUUCUGGGUAGAGUACAUGGCAGCGAUCUAAAGGGGCCUGUGAAGCCAUAUACGACUUUGGAUGGUAUUGUUCACUAAGCCAUGUGGCUGUGAACGCGGGGCAAUGAGGAAAUACGAGGCUCAGCAGGAGGAAAAUCCUAAUAUGUAAAAACAAGGAAGACAGAAUUUCCCCUGCUGGCCAUUUUCACAUGCGCAUUCUAUUCAAGCGGUUAUAGUAUAGCAUAAAACUUCAACCAUGGCAACAGAACUCGCGCUACUCAAACAACCCAUCGCUCUUCGCCCAGAGCACAUCGCCUCGGUCCCCACCACACUCCGCAUUAAACACGCAAAUCGGACCGGGGUUGACUACAAAGUCACAACUGUCGCGCCCGAAGCCGGCAGCUCUUCCAAGGGCUCAGAGUCACCGGUGCUAUUCACCGUCGACGGCGAAUUCACAUCAUGGAGUCAGCGACGGAUCUUCCGCGAUGCCAUUGGUCUCCCCCUAUUUAACCUUCGUCGGAAAGCAGCCGGCGUGACAUUCUUCAUUGAGAUUCCUGGCGAUGAGGACCGUCCAUUGGCCACGCUUGCGCCCAGAUCGAGUGUUUUCAAGGACAAAUGCGAUAUCUAUCUUGCAAAUGCUGCUGCGGACGGAGAGGAGGUAUUACUCGAGGUGCGCGGGCAGGAUAUCUGGAAGAAGUGGACGCAUGUCUAUUUCAACGGUGCUCUGGUGAUGAGGACGAAGUUGGCAGAUAUGGUCGCCGUGUAUGUACCAGGGAAGCGCAUUUCAUGGGAGGCGGAAGUCGCAGAGGGCAUGGAUCUUUCGCUGGUAUGUUUGGAGCACGUCCUAUGGUUGUCCAAUCACUGACUCACUCACAGGCAUCGGCCAUUACGGUUUUCCUGGCUGAGAAUCUGUACAAUUCCAGUUAUCCAUCGUCGCACUCAUCUAAUGGGAAAAAGCCGGAGGAUGCUGAUCCAACAGAUGUCAUCCAUACAGCACCUAAUAAAUGAUUUAUGCAAUUGUAUAAUAAAGAAGAUCACAAUAGACGUAAAAUAACAAACUAGGUCUGACUGAUCAUGAUAUUUGUUAUGGUUUCUGCCCGUGAUGUAUCACCCG
Molecule: messenger RNA, 1106 nt
Organism: Aspergillus glaucus CBS 516.65
Lineage: Eukaryota; Fungi; Ascomycota; Eurotiomycetes; Eurotiales; Aspergillaceae
Exons: 1
Coding region: 249-857 (202 amino acids)
Source: RefSeq, a predicted model, not a curated record